Ceutorhynchus assimilis (cabbage seed weevil) is the source of this 1050-nucleotide messenger RNA. The record is from the annotation of a GenBank genome assembly. Lineage: Eukaryota; Metazoa; Arthropoda; Insecta; Coleoptera; Curculionidae.
AUGAGAGGAUAUGUGCAAGCUAAGUUUGAAGAAAAGUGCAGAAGGGCCAUAGAAGAUCAUAAAGCUCAUAAGGCUUACGUCGAGAGAAGAACAAGAGAAAGAAGAUCUGCGUUUGAAGAGGCAAGAAGAAAGGCUGACAAAACAUGCCACAGAAAGAAGAAAAGAUCUGAAAACGAGAAAUUGCACCGACUAGACCAUGACUCUGAAAACAAUGAUCUAAGGGCUGCUUAUAAACAUCUACGCAGUUUGAGAGAGGGAUACAAACCACGCACAACUCUUUAUAGAAACGACGAACGACAAGUAACCAGUGAUCUACAACAAAUCCAGGACACGUGGAAAACAUACUUCCAAAAUUUAUUGGGAUCGCAAGAAAAUGAUCAUAUGGAAAUGCCAGAUGAGAUGCAACAACAAGGCGCCACCUACAUCAACAAGGACCAGGAAUACUACCCUAAAUCAAAAGCGUGGAAUUUUAACAACAUUAAUGGAACGUGGGUAAAGAAUCUGAACCACAACACACAACAUCUGGAAAAUAGAUCUAAACUACAUACAUCUGAGAUUGAUAAGGCUAUGAGACCGAAAUUUUGUUUACGUCGAGAUUUAGAGGAGAAACCGGUGAUUGCCAGCUAUCUGCCUUAUACCCCUCAGGAAGGUUAUCAGAAAGCUGAUUCACGAAACUUACUCCAUGUGAAUGUGGAAAUGGUGUACGAGUUUUUUACGAAUAACGCAAAUUUAAAUGAACCUCAGAGCAGCGGCGUUAAAGUAGUUCGAUCUGGAAGAGAAGAUUACGGAGACUCUGCAGUUGGUUAUGUGCAAGUCAAGAGGAACGAGGAUAUGUGUACUGUGCAGGGUCGCAUUUGCCCGGAACAUAAAGUACGCUCGAAACCGUACACAGUUAAAUGUCUUGUUGAUGAAAAAGACAGAGUCGUCGAAAAAGUUGAUUGCAUGGAUUGCGCUGCGUCUGCUGGAGGGUGCAAACACUCAGUUGCGUUUCUGAUGUGGUUGCAUAGGCGAUCAGAAGAACCAGCUCCUACUGCCGUGUCUUGUUAUUAG